AUGAUUAAUGAUAAUAAUAAUAGCAGUGUUCUUUCUCAAACUCUAACACGGUCGACAACUUCAUCUCGACGUACACGAGUUUCAGCUAGUCCAACUAGAAUACAGGCAGACCGACUUAUCAAUCAGGCAAGUCUUGUAUCAUGGAAUCAUAGAGAAUUCAAAGUGCACUAUCCAAGUUUAGCUGAAGAACCAAGAGUUGGUAAUUACUUUCUACGUCUCUUACUGGAAGAGGAUAGACAUAAGAAUGAAGUGAUUGAUGCUAAUACAUUGACAACGAGUACUGCAGCUGAUAACUUGCCAGUUGGCUUAUCACGUAUUCGUGAUAGUACUGCAUUUUUCAAUGAACUAUUCCGUCGUUACUUACAGUAUGUUGCUUCUGGUCCAUUCUAUUCAUUCAAUGAUACUUCGAUGAAUUUACGUCAAUCUAAUCAGUCUAAUAAUAAUAUACAUCGUCGUGUUAUCAUGAGAUGCUUGUGCUUACAUGCUAUGUCUGUUGUCUAUAAUCGUUGUCAUCAUGAAAUUGGUCCAGUGUCAGAUAUUCCCUUAUUAAUCUAUUUAUUAGAUAAUACAAAAUUUCCAUCUGAAAGAGAUUGUCUUCUCCUCCUAUUGGAUAAACUUAUGCUGAAUAAGGUGAAUGUCAUGUCAUUUGUUGACGCAGAUGGCGUACGUGUUCUAAUCGAUCUAGCGUGUUUAGCUCAUCUACAAACAAAUCGAGCGCCUACACCAUUUCAAUCAAAUGUAUUAAAAGCUAGUGCAGAACAAGAAAUCGCCGGCUCCGGUGCAAAUACACAACGUGAAUGGUGGUUUAUUAAUUCAAAUCGAACUAGUAUUACUAAUAAUAUUGAUACUUCAAAAAAGGUAACAGGAGGUGGAGAAGCUGGUGGACUACCGAAAUCUGGAUCUAAUCCUAUUCAAGGCCCAGUCAGCUUUAUGGAGUUACGUCAGCUGAUAAAAGAUGAACGAAUUAUUGCUACCACUAAAUUGUAUGCUCAAGGAUUAGACGCAGGAGUACGUUGUCGUCCUGAUGGAUAUUUAGCCGAUGACGACUAUAAUGAUUUAAGAGAUGAUACUUUAUCAAGUAACAGCAUCAGACAAUCAGUACAGAUGACAAAUGGAGGAGAUGGAAGCGAUGGAAAUAAUUUAGAUCCAUCAGAACAAAUUAGUGAAAAAACUGUUGUCUGUGGAAUGUAUGGUUGGGUACCAGCGCAUCGUGUUGUACAAAUUCGUUGGACUGUAUCCGAAUUAUUAGGCAUUAAUUCCACCGCCAUUUCAUCGUCAUCGUCAUCAUCUAAUGCUUAUGAUAAUAAAGAUUCUAUGAAUGUUAAAGGUCAAGAGGUUAAUGUUGGUUGUCUAAUCGAUAAAUUAGGCUAUAAUAAUGGCAUGUUUUUAGAUUAUACAAAUUUAGCGCUACGUUGUGUAGAUAUUCUACAUCGACUUUGUGCUAGUUGUUCUUCACGUGAUAUACAUGGGGGUGUUGUACGCCCAUUGCCGAAACCUCGUCGAGCUAUCUCUGAUGUCAGUUGUCUGCCACAUUUAAUUCAGUUACUGCUGACAUUCGAUCCUCCACUGGUUGAACGUGUUGUCUCUUUACUUCACGUUGUUAUGGAUCAAAAUCCUAGUCUACCAAGGUUGUAUUUAACUGGAAUAUUUUAUUUUGUAUUGUUAUACACGGGAAGUAAUGUAUUACCAAUUGCAAGAUUUUUAAAAGAUGUACAUAUGCUGCAAGCAUUACGUCUUGAUGAGUUCACAGGAUCAUCUGGAGCUGAUCUCACAUCAAGAUCAAUAUUGGGAAAUAUGCUACCAGAUGCAAUGAUUGCUUAUUUAGAAAACCAUUCACCGGAGAAAUUUGCUGAAAUAUUCCUCGGUGAUUUUGAUUCACCGGAAGCUAUAUGGAAUCCGGAAAUGCGAAGGUACAUGAUUGGUCGGAUAACAUCGCAUUUAGCAGACUUUUCACCUCGCCUGCAAAGUAAUAUACGUGCUAUCUACCGAUUUAUUGGUAUGCCAAUUAUUAUCUAUCCACAAUUGGAGAAUGAAUUAUUUUGUAAUAAUUAUUAUCUACGUCAUUUAUGCGAUACACGAAGAUUUCCUGAUUGGCCUAUACGUGAUCCGGUAGCAUUGAUACGUGAUAUUCUAAAAGCUUGGCGUGAUGAACUUCAGAAAAAGCCUGUAAAUAUGUCCUAUGAGGAGGCAUUACGUGAACUUGGCUUAGAUGUGAACCAGUUAAACUCAUCAAAUGAAGAGUCGUUUAUUCGUAGAGCUUAUUAUCAAAUGUCUAUGAAGUAUCAUCCAGAUAAAAAUCCAAAUGGUCGAGAGAAAUUUCAAUCCAUUACUAAAGCCUAUCAGUUUUUAUGCAAUCGAAGUAAACUGUCGCGUGGACCAAAUCGUCUGCAUAUUCAAUUGAUGCUUCGUGCUCAAAGUAUUGUGUACAGACGUUAUCGGCCUUUACUUCUAUCACAAAAAUAUGCCGGUUACCCAAUGCUAGUCGCGACAAUACUCGCCGAAACCGCUGAAGACAAGUUAUUCACCUAUGGGACACAAACAGAUCAAAGUGAAAGUCCGGAAGACACCACUGGUCAGCCAACCACCCCCAGUGAUAGCGGCGGUGUUGGCAAGGGUAGUAGUAGUAGUAGUAGCCAACCAACUGAGACUGUAGAGAAUGCUGUCCUACUCGUGGCUGCUACAGAGCUCACUUAUGAAACAGUCGUCACUAGUGUAUUGAAUGCAGAAGAACUCCGACGUGAAAAUGGUAUACCUGUAUUGCAGAAAGCAUUUUCCCAAUGUUCAAACCUUUUAUCUCGAACAUCAAGUCAACCAUCGCAUAUAGUUGUACAAGUCUGUGGUCAUAUUGUCUCUGUAUUGGCUGCUGCAUCAUUGUUCCCGUCUUCACGUCAACAUAUUCAAGAGACACCACAGUUGGUAAAAGAUACAAUGAGAUUAUUGUACUAUAAAAAUUUACCUCAACUCUGUUGUAAAACAGCCGUAUGCGUAGCAUCAUUCUGCAUAGAUUAUUGGUUAUGCGUUACAUGUUAUGAAUAUGGUGGAUUAUUUCUACUGCUUCAACAUGUUUUCGCCUACGAUUUCACUUUGGAAGAGGCAGGUGUCGAGAUUAACGAGGAGACUAAUUCACAAGUGGUUGCUAAUCGUUUAGCUCUACUGUGUUUAUGGGCUAUUGGUCGUAUGGUGAAUAGUUAUACAACUGGUCGUGAGGUAACAGAAGACGGUUUUCUAGCUCGUGAAGGACCAGAUGUUAUGGAGGCAUUGAGUCGACUGCUGACACCACAUUUAGCGCGUAAAAUUCUUGAGCUAAAUGUCUACGAUUCAAGUCAAGUUGGCCGAUCGGGUAGUACAAGUGAUUCACAGAUAAUACACGAUUUCCCAGCUGAUACACCUAGAGGAAAGUAUUUACGUUCGCUGGCUAAGCUGUUGACAACAAAUUCGGUGACACCAUAUUUAAUAUGGGAUAAUCGAUGUAGAGCUGAAUUGGAAACGUUGAUCGAUUUUCAGGUGGUUCGUUUGAUUAAAACUGGAGAAUGCAAUCUGAAUUCUGUUCUAACCUUUACACAUGAAGCAUAUGCCCAAGAGCUACUGAUUGGUGAAGUAUUUGUCAGGCUGUACAAUAAACAACCAUCUUAUGCACUUGAUGAUCCUAAAGGUUUCAUAAUUGAUCUGUUUCAAUUUCUAACAAUUGAAUUACAAAAUCUCAAUUCCGAGAAACUCUACUCCAGUGAUCAGCUAUCUCGAACAAAUCGUGUUAAUUCAGAGUUGGAAUUCACUUCAAAAGGAGGAGGAGGAGAAGAAGAAGUCAUCUCUAUUGAUGAUCCAGUUAGCUUAGAUAAUGAUGAUGGUGAAAUUGAUUGGGCUGCAGAAGCUUCACAUAUUACCAGUCAAUGUGUAAUGAAUGUCACGUCUGCAUUGGAAGCAUUAACAAAUGUAAUACGUCAUAAUACUGGUCUAGAUAUCCAAUGCAUAGGUCAUUUCUCUUUACUAUUCUCAAUACUUGACCUUCAUGAACAUCCUGAAAUUCAAUUGCGUGCAUUAGAUGUUAUUCAGUCUGUUUCAACCAAUCCACAGUGCCUUGAAGAUAUGGCAGCAUCACAAUUACUAACAUCAUUGGUUGUAUUAUUUUUUAUACUCCCACGAGCACAUUUUAUUCUUGUACAAACAGUGGAUCAUUUAAUAGCAUCAUCUACUCUACUGAAAGAAUUUAUCUAUGCUGGUGGUUUAAUCUAUUUACUCCAACUGGUGUGUAGUUCACCACAACAACAAGAUCGUCAAGCUACAGUACGCCUAUUAUCGCACUGUUUAAUUAAUAAACAAUUUGGACGACGGAUACAAGCCAUUAUGAAUCAGUAUUUGCCGAGUGUAUUUGUUGAUACAUUGCGGGAUCAACCAGAGAAUUUUUUAUCAUUAUUUGAUGCUGAUCAUGAAAAUCCAGAGAUUAUAUGGGAUGCAAGUCUACGGGAUAUGCUAAGCAAAGUUUUAAAUGAACAGAGUCAAAGCUUUUAUGCUAAACAAACUGAAGAUCGUAAUAUAAAAUGGAAUCUACCAGAUUCCUUUAAAGUUCCUUAUACUGAUGUAAUCGCGAGAAAAGCGAAUGAACAAAAUAAGCAUAAACCGAAUGAAAUAGCUCAAUAUGUCGCUUGUCUUGGACCAAUUCAAGUAGCUGGUGUCUACUUACACUUGUAUAUAUCACAUCCUGGUUGGACAUUACGUCAUCCGGAAUUGUUUUUAAAUGAAUUAAUGGAAAAAUGGUAUCAGGCAGUACAUCAGCUACCGGAGUCGAAUAUUUUAGUACGAUUGUUGACUAGAGCGUGUAAAACUGUUCUAACUGAUCGUCCAGGUCUGAUUGACUCCUUGCCACGAUCAGGUAAUGUACAUAGAAUUUUGGAAUUAUUAGCUAAAAUUGCUGAUCCUGAGGGGGCUAGAGCUAUUGUCAUCCUCUUACAUCAAAUGUCAUCAAGUAAAUUAUGUGUACAAUCAAUGGCUGAAAGUGAUAUGAUUGGUGGAUUAAUACGUGUUGUUAAUCAAUGCAUUGGUGAAGAAUUAGGAUUAAUCGGUGAAACAUUAUUCUGUCUAUUUGAUACACAAUACUCUGAUCCAUUAAUUGAACAGGCUUUAAAACAUGAUCUUAUCGGAUUUGUAUUACGUAUGCUACAAAAUGGUUUCCCAUCGUCAGUACGAGAACCGGGUCAGACACGAGCUUAUCUUAUUAAAGCAUUGAAAGCUAUGCAGUAUAGUGCUGUACAUGGGGCUAAAGUCACUUCAAUUUUGGACAGUUAUCCUAAUUGGGCAGAUUAUCGUGAUCAAGGGCAUGCGCUGUUUAUCUCAAAUAUUCCACAGUCAGCAACUACCUAUUUAACAGCUGGACCAGCAUCCGGCAGUCUGCAUAGUGGAUAUUUAACUUCGCAUGAAGUAGCACCGCCACCUCCAUCAAUAUCGAAACCGUAUUCAUGAUUAUCAUCUUCGCAUAUUGCUGUAUAUGCAUGCGGUCUGUUAUGCCAAGUAUACACCCAUAUACUCUCUGACAUAAACUACACACACACCUACUCAGGACUUUCAUCGGUCUGUGUCUAACUUCUUCUUUUUUUAUUAAUUAAUUCAUUAAUUACUCCUUUUAUCACACCAAUGUGUUCCUUCCCUACUUUCUAAUAUCUCCUAAUACUCCCCUACUUACUCCUACAUAAAAUACACCGGAUAUAUACUACUACUACUAAUAAUAAUGACACGAUGAUGAUUAAAUGGUGUAAAAUAUCAGUUGUUCGUUCUGUUUUAUUGAUUAUUUUGUGAAGCACCGAGUACUUACCUUUCAUCAUAAUAUUCACGCUAAUCAGAAUAAUGAUAACAGUAACAAUAAACAAAUAAAUUGGAGAUUUAUUUGCUCAAUCACAACAUACUACUCAUUUCUACUGCUAUCAUCAGUAGUAUACUAUUUCCUUCCUUUCUGUUGAUAACUUUUUCCCACAAAUAAUAACAACAAUAAUAAUCACUGUUUACCAUUCAAAGUUAGUUAGUUUAUUUAUUUCUCAAAUGAGUUUUGACUUCUACAGAAAUGAAUAUUCAUUCUCUAAUUUGUUUUGGUUGUUUUCGUGGUUGUGAUUGUGUGUGUGUGUGGUAGGUAGGUAGGUGUGUUCGUCACACACACUCACGCACGCAAGCACACACCACACACACAUAGUGUACAAAAAUUAGGCAGGACACCUGAUUGACUAACAGACAAUAAAUCCAAUCAUCAUAAUUGUGUGUGUAUUGUAUUCAUGCUAUCUAUUACUUUGACUCCGUUUGUUCUUUCUUUUAUUUUCCCUUUCUUUUCUUUUUUUUUGUUUAUUCUAUUAUGCUUUGAGCAGAAAAUUCUAACAAACAAAACAUACGAUAGAUAGCUGCUGUUAUUCACAAUGAUUUUGAUAUUUCUAUAUCUAUAUAUAUACAUGUAUGUAUGAUUGUAUGAAAUGAAUAAAACUGAUUUACGC
Molecule: messenger RNA, 6467 nt
Organism: Trichobilharzia regenti
Lineage: Eukaryota; Metazoa; Platyhelminthes; Trematoda; Strigeidida; Schistosomatidae
Source: the annotation of a GenBank genome assembly